AAUCAGUCACUGUCUCACGACCUCUAUGCCGAGCACCAGCACACCAACGACCAUGCCGAGAACUACCAGACUGACUAUGAUCCGUGGGGUGCAUGGUAUGGCACUGAGCAGGACUGGACGUACCAUGAUGAAUGGAGCUCAGAGCCAUGGUACGAUGAUCCAUGGUAUGAUGGCCCUACAGAAGAAGUCUGGUACGACGCCGCUGAGCACAGUUCUCCGGAUUGGCACAGCACUGCUGAAGAAUAUGACAUGGCUGCAGAUGACCUCGAGAACUCCGAGGACUACUACCAGGGCUCCAAUGACGGCAAAAGCAAGUACAAGGGCUACUAUGAGGACUUCCAGGACUACACCACCUAUCGUCGUCAGCCCGACUAUGGUUUGUCUCUGGAAGCUCAAUCGCCCACGAGCAAUCGCACUGACAAGACACAACAGUUGGUGCAAACCACUCCACCACGCAAGGAGGAGAUCUUUGCCUGGCGAGGCCCACCUGCUGAGACAACGACUGCAGAGACAACAACAGAAGCAGCAGAGCAUCCACGGAAGCACCUUUCCUUUGCCACCACUUUGCACACGAACCACUGCACCUACCAUACGGUGCGAGGACAGAAACGACGUGGCCUUCUGAUCGAUCCAGGUGCCGCUGCAGGCUUGGUUGGCAGUGACACGCUAAGAGAUCUUCUCGAUCACUGCUAUCCGAAUGCCAAGAACGAGACGAUCUCAUGGUCCAAUUCCACCGCCACCAUCACAGGCAUCAGCGGCUGUCCAGAUCGAGCCAUUGGACGUGUGCACCUCAAGCUUCCGUUCAAGGGCCUGGAUGCUACCUACACGGCCGACGUGAUAGGCAAGGAAGGCUCACUUUGCCCAGCCUUGGUUGGCAAUCCGGCACUUUGCGAAAUGAAGGCAUCAUUGCAUUCGUGUUGGUUUGACAACAACGACGGCCUCUUGGUGACCUGGACGUCCACCUCUCAGAGUUCAACCAUGGCAGACGUUCAUCUCUUCAGGUGUCUGCUGACAGAUUCCGGUCAUUAUCUUCUGCCUUUGGAUGAUCAAGCAGCCGCAGUACAUGAACCACAACAUGAUGUGUGCCACUUCAUUCGGCAGAUCUCUGAGAUGUCCAAAGCUCAUUGGCCAGAUCAUUCCUACACGUUCUGGCAACAGGUCACCCAGGCAGCAGCAGACCCAGGACAGAAGUGGAGGUCCGCAGAGCCGACAUCUUCAUGUACUACGACAGUUGAGCCUGCGGAUACAACACAAAAGAAAGAAGUGUCCUUUGCCGAACCUCUUCAUGAAGUCCGUCAACUGCCCGAUGAUUCCGCACCAGAAGAGGCUCCAAAAGAGGAGCGUGUGAAAAGUGAAGAAGUGCGUGUGAUAAGUGAAGAUUUUCCGAGACCAGCAACAGAAGAGACCCAAUCCUCCGACCUCACUGAGGAGAUCUUUGCCACGAACCUGAGUGAUCUGCCUCUCUACACUCAGGAUGAAUAUCCAGCACAUCUGACAGCUGAAGAAUGUCAACGGCUGAACAAGGACUACAAAGCAAUGCCUGAGGAGUUCUAUGUGAAGUCAGGACGACGAGUGGUCUCUCCAUCCACCUUUCCACGAUGGAUCAAAGAGGCAAAGCGCAACAAGACCAAGUGGCAUGGCUGGGAACUAUGUUCAGGUUCUGGACGCUUCACCUUGCUAUGCGUGCUUUCUGGCCUAUCCAUGGGCUUUCCUGUUGACUUCAGGUAUGGCUGGGAUCUUGGCCUACCAGAGCACCAGAAGAUGCUUGAUGAAGCCUACGAUGUCUGUCGUCCAGACUUCCUGAUGUGCACUCCUCGAUGCAAGUUCUACAGCAUCUCCUCGUCCAGGCGAGACAGACGAGAUCUUCUACGAGAUCGUGAGAAAGAGAGACCAGCACUGGUCUACGUGCAGAACAAGCUGGCCCAACAAGUUCAGAGAAAGAAGUACUAUGUGCUGGAGCAACCAUGGAGCUCAGCUAUGUGGACAGAAAGUGUGAUGAUCCACAACCAGCAGUUCCAUGGAUACCGGAAAGCAAAGAGGACAGAUCAGUGCGCCUUUGGAGCAUGUGAUGAACAUCGACAACCUGUGCUCAAAGCCACCGGCCUUGAGGCCAACUUCAAGCUGAGAGUAGCUGUUCGCCGAUGCAAUGGCCAUCGAGGAGUUCCACACACACCUCUUCAAGGCCAACACAAUGGCAUCAAUCGAACAGCAAUGGCAGCAGUUUACCCUCAGCGCUUUUGCAAAGCGCUCAUUGAGGACGUCAUCCACACCAUUGCUCCUCAUGGUGGCCUUCGCCCCAAGAUCCUGCACAGCUUGGCGCAGACAGCAAUCUACUACAAGUGUGAGCGCUGCGAGUUGGGACGAGCAGUCACUUUGACAGCGCCUGCUGAUUACAACUUGUCUCCUGAAGAUCAAGUACAUCUCAAAUACUUGCUGUGCAAGAUCGUGGAAGACAGCAUGUCCGUCUUUGAAGCUGCCGGUGGAAAAGAAUAUCACUACUGGCUCACUGAUCCAUCCUUGAUGAUGGCGGCCAAACACGUCCUCAGAAAGAUCCUCUACGUCUUCGGAGUCCACGUGGUGCUUCAUCCAUUUGCCAAACCAUUUCCAGAGCCUCACCUCUCUGCAGAACAAGCGCCACUACGAUUGAUUUGCCGGGGAACCUAUGAAUCAUGGCAGGUUCAUUCCAUCGAGGAUUUGAGAGAACUCUCAGCCUCCCAGCAAAGGGAGGCCAUCGAAGAAGAGAAUUGGCUGAUCGCAUUUUUCGGCAGCUACGAUCCUCCAGCGUCCGCAAAAGGAGGCGUGUUCUACAACGUGGACACUUGCGCAGAAUCCAUGUAUCAGUUGAUGCAAUUGGUCGAAGAAAUCCAGCAAUACAAGCAAAUGGUCCUCGGCUACAAGCGAAUCAUCACUCCUGAUGGCCUACAGUGGAAGACUCUGCCGGUACAACCAUCUGAGGCACAGCAACAAGUUCUUCAGCACUUCACUCAAUGGACAAGUUGGUUGCAGCACAACAUCCACGGCAUCAUCUAUGGCCAAGCCUUGAGGACAGUGACCCCUUUUCCUGGCACCAGGGGCACUUUGUUUGUCUGGCAAAAGGGGACAGCCAACUUCGUGAGGAUGCUGAAGCAAGACGAUCAACAAAUGAGGAUGAAGAACCUUCAUGAGGCACAAUGGGAGCAUCUAUGUGUUCUCUACAUCUACUACUACCCCGAGACGUUUGAAGAGCCUGCAUCCAGUUCACCGGCAUCAGCUCCGGAACGGGCACUUCAGAUGGAUCCAGAUGCACCGCAUCCUCCAGCCAUCGUGCCUGAUGACACAUCUAUGUCAGAAGCUGCAAGCGUGCCAGUUGAACGCAUGGAGAUGGAAGAUGCGCUGUCAUCGGUCAUCCCACAGUUACCUCAAAAGAGAGAGACACCACCAUCACCGACGCCAAGCACAAUGCCACUGCCGGAGAAGAGACUGCGACUUGAUCACCACACACAGAAGGAGAAGAAAGACUUGAGGUCGCUUGCAUCGACCAACGAGCUGGAAGGACACUUCUCCAUUGUCACCAAGGAGUACCAGAACCUGCACACUCUCCACUGGCUGAUGGAUCGACAACGUCGACACCGCCUUUACACCCAAGAUCUGUGGGAGGAGUGCUACGUAAUGCCGAAAUGGUACUACAAUUUGACAAUGAAAGAUGUCCUCACCAGGUCAGUGCACCAACAUGCUCAAGUACAUCGAGAACAUGAACAAUACCUGGUGCACUGGUAUGGACACAAGCAUAAGACCUUCUUUGUGGACAUGGCAUCCGGCGGCAGUUUUGCUUCAGUCACAGCAGAAGACAAUAUUGCCGAGAAGGACCUGCCAUCAAUCUGGCCACAAGUCGAAGAGGCCGAUGCCAAGGAGAUUGCACAAUUCGUCCAUGAAAAGGCCUUUCAGAAGAUUCGACUUUCUGAAGUACCUCCAGGGCAUUUUGACAUGGGCUUUCCGCAAGCCAGAAAAGACGAGAAAGAAGGCUCCACGUACACCUUCACCUUCAUCGAGCGAAUCGCCUAUGGCAACUUCCCGGCCGAUGAGAACCACGCCUUCACCGUCUAUCGAAAGGAGGACACUCG
This is a messenger RNA of Durusdinium trenchii, 4100 nucleotides long. The record is from the annotation of a GenBank genome assembly. Lineage: Eukaryota; Dinophyceae; Suessiales; Symbiodiniaceae.